GUGCCGGUGCCGGUGCUGGUGCUGGGGCUGGUGCUGGUGCUGGGGGGCCGGGCGGGCGGCGGGGGGGGCUGUCAGCUGCCGGCAGAGUGGCGGCCGCUCAGCGAGGGCUGCCGGGCCGAGCUGGCCGCGAUCAUCGUGUACGCGCGGGUGCUGGCGCUGCACCCCGACCCCUACGGCGCCUACAACUACCUGCCCUGGCAGAGGGGACCCCCCGGUGGCCCCCAGCAGGGAGCCGGGGACCUCUUUUACUCGGCCGAGAUCGAGCUGCUGUGCGACCAGGCGUGGGGCAGCAUGCUGGAGGUGCCCGCCGGCUCCCGCCUCAACCUCACCGGCCUCGGCUACUUCUCCUGCCACUCGCACACCGUCAUGCAGGGCUACGCUUAUUUCUUCUUCCUCCGAAUGGAUGAGAACUACAUUCUUCUGCCACAUGGAGUCAACUUCCAGGAGGCAAUUUUCCCUGAUACCCAGGAGAAUAGAAGGAUGUUUGCCAGCCUUUUCCAGUUUUCAAACUGCUCGCAGGCACAGCAUGUGCUGAGUUUCUCCAGUGACUGGGAGAUUCAAGAGGACAACCGGCUCAUGUGCUCCUCAGUGCAGAAGGCCCUGUUUGAGGAGGAGGAUAGAGUGAAGAAGCUGCAGCAGAAAGUGGCAUCGCUGGAGAAGCGCAACAAGCAGCUGCGGGAUCGAGUGAAGAAAGUCAAGAGGUCUCUCCGGCAAGCCAGGAAAAACUCCAGGCACAUGGAGCUGGUGAACCGAAAGCUCAGUGAGAAACUUUCCUCUGCAGGUGGUCAAAUCCCCUAUAUUAACUCUUUGAAGCAGGAGAACUCCCAUGGUACCUACCUUAAAGUAUAAUGCAAGGGUAAGUGCUCAGGCCAGUGGUAAUGGUGAAUUUUGUCUGCAUUAGAUCAGGGUCUGGCCCUCACACACUUUGUCUACGCUGUGCUUCAAACCUUGCAUGGAAAAUGAAUCUGAACUUGCUUUAGACACGGUGCCAGUUUAAACAGGAAUGCCAUCUGGAUUUGGAACUGCCCAAAGCCGUGUCCUCGCUGUUCUCAGUGGACACAGGACCAGACAGUCAUCUGUGCUUCUCCUUCCUCACCCACCUCCACCUCCAACACCUCCAGGUUGUCUUUGAUGGAAGUGCCAGCCCAGCCCUCUGGGCCAUUGCAGGCACUUGACACAGGAGUUCUUCCUGCCAGUUUACCUCCUCCUCAUGGGCUGGGCAAGCAAGGCUUGUGAUCUAGGGAUGAAUGCGGUGGGAAGGAGGAAGGCAUGGAUGUCCUUUGCUCACCCCCAGGCUCUCAAUCCUGCUUGAGCUUGACUGAAGUCUACAUCCAGUGCCUGGGCAUAGGCUACAACUGAGACUCAGGCAGUUUGUGCCUCUCUUCAGCACGAGGUAUAGAUGUGCCCAAACUGUCUUAAGACUGUUCCUGUAUAUCCUUAACUAUUCUAAAUCAAAUAUAUAACAACUUUCAUUUUUCCAAGAAGUGCCUCAAGGCUCUCAGUAACUCACUCAGGUGCCUUUAUCAUUGGUCAGCCAAGCAGGUUGGAAACUACAUAAUUUUGGGACUCUGUCUAAGACCUAAUCCUGCAGUCAGGAGUGGACUUAGCCUAUGAGUGGGUGCUGGAUCAGGUCCAGCAGGAAAUUUCAGAUCCCAUUCUCAAGCAGGUUUAAGUUACAGUGUGGACAAAGCUUCAAGUUUUGUAGUCACUGUUUGAGGUAUAAUUGAGGUUGCUGGGCAGCCUCACUUAGUUACACUUAAAACCUGUAGAGACCACAUCAAUAUCAACAGGGCAUUAAAAAUUUAGGUAGUUUAUAUAUGUAUAUAUUUUAAAAUCCUAUAGAAAAUAUUUUUAUUACACAUUUGAUAUAGUUAAUUUCUUAAAAUAUGAAGUAAAAUCUGUUUCUUGAUUAUCUCAUUAAAAAAGAAAAGUCCAUCAUAUCCUUUAUUAGGCAUUUACAAACUGACUUCUGCUCAAGCAGUGGGGUUUUAGGCAUCAGUAUCCGUAGCUGAUAAUGUUAAUGCUUGAAACUAUCCCUGCACUUGGAAAAGCCCAUAUCAGCUUUCAAAUGUGAGCUUCAGUCCAAGCAGAACACAGAAGCUGACUCUCACUACCUUCCACUCUUGGUCCUUUUGGAAAUACAUUUUUUUUUCCCCCUUUAGAAAUAAUGUUGGCAUUUCUUAAGGUUCUGACUCCUCCAUAAGCUCCACCAGUUUCAAAGGCUCUGCCUCCCACAUCACCACAAUUUGAAUUGUUUUCUGCUGGAGUCAGCAAUGCUGUUUCCUAAGAAUUAUUACAGAACUUAGGCUUCCCUAGAAGCCAUCAAGAGAUUUUUAACUCCAAAAUUCAAAUCCAUAGGAAAGUAACUACUUUUUAUUGGUUUAUUUUCUGGUUUCUAUAAAUAAAUGAACUGGUUUUCCUGGGAUAGGUAUUAAAAGCUUGUGUUUUAAUUUUUUGUUUAGAAAAAUAUUCCCUCUGGUAUUCAUUCAUGUUUUAUAAGUGUUUGUAUAAAGCUGAGAAAGUAUAACUAAUAUAGUUACAUCUUUGCUACUCUUAAAGAUUUUCCAAACACAGUGUUGAAUAUAUUUUUCUUUUGGCUGGUAUUUUUGUUGCUUGAUGAAAAGAUUGGAAUUUUCUUCCUGAUUCCCCCUCUGUC
Poecile atricapillus (Black-capped chickadee) is the source of this 2656-nucleotide messenger RNA. Its product is annotated as coiled-coil domain-containing protein 3-like. NCBI's taxonomy places the organism in Eukaryota, Metazoa, Chordata, Aves, Passeriformes, Paridae. The record is from RefSeq and is a predicted model, not a curated record. The annotation marks the transcript as partial. Gene Ontology annotation, cellular component: extracellular region. The transcript is spliced from 3 exons. Gene Ontology annotation, biological process: negative regulation of gene expression.